Molecule: messenger RNA, 2217 nt
Organism: Acaulospora morrowiae
Lineage: Eukaryota; Fungi; Glomeromycota; Glomeromycetes; Diversisporales; Acaulosporaceae
Source: the annotation of a GenBank genome assembly
AUGGCCGCCGACGAUACAUUGGAUCAACAAUUCGAGGGUCUACAAUUGAAUGAAAAGAAUAUUUUCGCACUUUCAGAAAACCAUCAAUUUGAAGAAAUACAAGAAUGUCAUAAGAUAUUUGUAACCCGUGAACUUAUGAUAUACAUAUUUCGCGAAUUACCGGUGCGCACGGUAUUGAAAAUGCGAUUAGUAUGUCACCGGUGGGAUGAAAUCCUGCAAGAUGAUUAUACGUGGAAACGGAUUUUUGAAUUCAAGUUCGGAAAGGUUCAAAACUCUUUGUUUCUCGAUGACCAAACCUACAAGUCUACAUGCAUUUUCAAGGAGUUCCAUGAGACACGCCUUUGGUCCAAUGUUAUUUCUCUCGUGAAUGAUCCGGCUUCGACAAAAUUGAACCGAUUCAAACUCUUUGGUGAAUCCGCAUUGACAAACAAUUAUCUGUACGAUGUUGUUGCCACCAAUGUGAUAGACAUCGGCGUAGCAAUCGCAUUGGUGGCGCAGCGAAGGUUGGUUCUCGAUGAACAAGCCGGCAUCCAAACUGUUAAUGAACGACCAACAAUAUCAAACGUGGACUUUAAUUUGAUCCCUAAUGUGGAAAUUAAGGUUUAUGUGAAACUUAUACCAUUCAAUGGUCACGACGGUUAUGAGCUUAUCAAUUGUGAUAGACAACUGUUAACAAUCUCUCGGAAUGAUUUUUUUCAAGAAGGCGGUUGGAUAAAAAAUUCAGUUAGAAUUCAGUUGGGGCGUAAAUACUUUAUGUAUUCUUCUGACGUCUCCAUGGGAACAUGCAAAAUAUUUUCGUAUUACGAAACGAACUCGCUUGGAAAUUUCAACGUGAGUAAUCCGCCGUUAAAAGAGCUGGCGAUAUCUCGCCACUUCUUCGUCACUGGAACGGAACCUGGAAAUUUUCAACUGACCACGCACACAAGUUCCAAUAAACACAUGAUCAGAUCGACUGACCUUGACGAAAGAUACAGAUUCGGCAUCGUCGUAGACGACAUACAGAUCAAUCGUGUUGAUCAACGAACAUUAAAGGGCAAAAUGUCCGCCUUUCACAUGGAUUUCAAUGAUCUCAUGAUAGUUGGCUAUUGUAAUAAUGAAGGAGAAUCGGUAUUCCGUGUGUGGGACCUUCGCGGUGCUAGGGAGUGUGAAAGCUUCGAAACGAGAGAACAUGAAAAUAAAAUUUCUCGAUACGAAGGAAAGUUAGAAUCAAAAGCCCAGAGUUUUUUGGUACGCUGGAAGGAUAGCCAUGGAAGAUAUAAAACACUCUUGGAAAACGAAUUGAAAGAUCAGUUGGAAGCAUCUCCAGAAAUCAUAGUAACUUGUUUGGGUGGGAACAUUGCUAUAUACGAAGUUGAGAAAAAAUUAAAAUGUCUGUGGAGGAUUUCUACCGGAUUAACUUUUUUGAAAGUCAUUGACACGAAAUUUUGGUCACCGGUUAAUUUUCCUUCCAAUGGAAAUUGGCUGUUUCUGUCAGCGAAAAAAAUUGUUGGUGACAUGAAGAUGCCGGUGGUGUUACAAUUGCGUCUUACGACAUCCACAAAAAAUUAUGAUGGCAUCAACCUCGGUUAUCUAAACAUCGACGAUCAUAAUCCCAACAAAGAGGAUGGCGUGCGAAAAAGGGAACUCCUUACCUAUAGACUUUUUAUCCCCAAAAUUCUAUCAAAUGCCUCGAUCGUUCAGGUCAUGCCGCAUCUCCCUCAUGCUCUCAUAGUUCUCUUGCUCCAAAGAGAACCUGAUUUUCAUAGACCGCAACCGAGAUAUAGCCUUGUGGUUUAUGACUAUCAUACCUCCAACAUAAUCAGCAAACUUCAUUCAUCCCCAUUUAUGUUUAUGGCAUCAAAUGGCUACCUGGUGAUGGCACCAAAGCAUACUUUUAAAGACGAUAUUGUUUACAUGCCACUACCAAAGUUUAAUUAUCGUUACAAACAGGCCGCUGCUGUAUUAUCAAAACAAUCAAAACCACGGCUACAGCCUGACGGAAUGAAUACAUUAAAAGUCAACAGAGGGAUCGGGAAAAGAAUGAAGCAGCCCAAGGGAACAAAAAUGGACAAAAGAAAAAAUAGGAGUAGCAAGAUACAAUUCAGUGUUAGAGAUUACAAUAUCGAAUAUGAUGAGUGCGACAUUGGUGAUGAGGAAUACGAAAAUUUAGACGAAUAUGGUGAACACGAUGAUGAACAAUAUGAUUAUGAUGACCGUGAUGAGUACGAUGAAUAUUAA